Messenger RNA from Bufo gargarizans (Asiatic toad), 752 nucleotides. RefSeq lists its product as uncharacterized. The coding region runs from base 16 to 660 and encodes 214 amino acids. The record is from RefSeq and is a predicted model, not a curated record. NCBI's taxonomy places the organism in Eukaryota, Metazoa, Chordata, Amphibia, Anura, Bufonidae. The transcript has 7 exons.
UUUUCAUUUUAGAAAAUGAUCUUUUGGAGGUAUCCAACACACAAGGUACAGAACUGGCCAAGAAUAGGGAUAACCCCAAAGAUAUCUUACAAAUCUCUGCAAAAGAAAUUAAAGCACUUCAUUGAUCUCGAUAAAGAUCUCACCAACCUGACCCUGUCACAGAUUGACUCACUUAUCUGGUGGACUCAGCAGGCACUUAACAGCCUUAAAGGAUAUCAGUCGAAAGUUUAUGACAAAACUGUGAGGACAACUAACUGCACUAUGCCGCUAGUGCCAACAAACGGGGGUUUGGUGUGUGCUUACUUAGAUAACGCUUACUUCUGCAAACCAAUGUGUGAUCAGGGCUAUGAUUUUUCAUUUUUAAGGAGAAGUAGGUUGUAUGAAAUAUGUGGACGACAAACUGGGUUUUCAUGGACAUCUCAGUAUGUUGGUGGAAAUAGACUUGCUGAAUGUACAGCUGCAGAUGUUGCUAUAAGCGGACAAUCCUCUGCAUAUUUCAAGAAUAAAAAGUGUCAAGAAGCCCUCAGCAUGGGGAUAGAAGAUACAUAUAUAAAUGAAUUUAUAAAGGAGCUGGAGGAAAAUGGUGAUCAGCAUCCCGAAUGGGAACCGCCAUCUGAAAGCUAUGCGUUUUUGUCUGAGGUGAUCUGUGAGAGGUUUUAGGGCACGCCUCUUGUUGAGAGUAGCCGGGGCCAGAUCUUGAAGAUGGUUUGGGGUGAGCUGGACCGCAGAGUGAAGGCAAAAGGGCCAACAAG